Messenger RNA from Letharia columbiana, 3063 nucleotides. RefSeq lists its product as uncharacterized. The transcript has 4 exons. NCBI's taxonomy places the organism in Eukaryota, Fungi, Ascomycota, Lecanoromycetes, Lecanorales, Parmeliaceae. Bases 1 to 3063 code for a protein of 1020 amino acids. Gene Ontology annotation, molecular function: protein binding. The record is from RefSeq and is a predicted model, not a curated record.
AUGGACCCUCUCUCGUUUACCGCCAGCCUUAUCACCGUGGUUGGACUCGUUGCCGCGAGCUCCAAGAAGAUCUACGACCUCCGGGAAAAGUUUCAUAACGCUCCAAAGGAUGUGGAAGACCUCUUGGGGCAACUUCGGACCUUCGAAAGCCUUCUUACAGAACUGAAGACGCAGUUGCGAGAUCACCAGAAUUCUGCUCCACCGCAAGAGACGCUUCAGCAAUUGUGGGGAAGUUCACUCGCACAGAUGCAGCGAGACGUGCAGAGCUUACAAAGCGUCCUCUCUAAAGUUGAACCUCUGCUGAAGAAAAAGUCGAAGAGCUCGAAAAUGCUGGUGCUAGCUCGUCAGAUACUUAGUGAGAAGGAGGUUGAAAAAUAUCGAAGGAAGAUCGAUACACAUUGUGUCACUUUGACGAGCAUACAAGCGAUGGUCUGUGGCGGAAAGCUCGACAAACUCUCCCAAAGUAUCAUCCAACUUGGCGACGAAGGUAGGACUGGCUUCCGGACCGUCUCCUCGCAACUUUCACAAUCCACGAGUCAACUAGGUGCUGAGGUCAAUGAUGGCUUCUCAAAGGUGUCGUCUCAACUUACCGGUACCGAGUCGGCGAAUGAAGUAAGACAUCAGACGGUUCUCGCUCACUUUGACGGUCAUGCCCGAUAUGAUGAGCUCAAUACUGAGAAAAUGGAUGAAGUCUUCCAGCAACAGGUCAGGUCCAUCGAUAUGAAUGAAGCAGGCUUUCAAGCCGUGCAGUCCAGCCUGACCGCCACAUCAUCAUCCAAUUCGAAAGAUCACAACACAACUCAUGCUAUGCUCAGUCAAUGUCAGGGCCACUUACAGCAAAUACUCAGAGAUCACAUCACCUUCGGAACGGUUGAACGUAGCGUACAUUUGCCGUCAUCACGCCCUAAAGCCUCGGAUUCUGCCACUUCAGAGACUACAGUAUUCUGGAACUACCGAUUCCUCCGCUUGCCGAUCGGAACGCUGCGAAUCCGUUUGAAUCAAACUCGGCAAACUAGGAAUUCGAGACGUUCGACUCCACAGGUCUGCACAAAGUCAGAAAUCGCGGUGGAGUUUGUGCCACCACGGUGGCUGUCAAGUGCCGUCAUCAGAUACAGUAUAGAGAUGAGUUGCGAUUUGAUCGAGAGCCAGUGGCGCUGGGGGGCGACUUUGGAGCCUCUGACGGUCAACUAUAACUCAUAUUUUAUCGAUGCAGUUAAAAACUGUGAUGUUGAGGGUGUGCGAAAAUCGUUCGCAGAAGGUUUAGCGAAACCGACGGAUUACAUAAUAGGUUACUUUGGUCCCAACCAUUGGGUUGUGUUCAUCUGGUCUUGGGGUCCUAGUGAUGAUCAUCAAUUAUCUUUGAUGUUCGACUUCCUGGUGGAAAACCGUCAUCCGGGCCAGGAAUUUUGCUUGUCUGUAUCACGGGCACUGGUGCGGGACCUCGCCGAGCAAGACCUUCUACGAAACGAUAUGAACAACUACGUAAAACAUGGUGGCCAAAUAUUGACGGCGCAAUCAGAGGUCUUUAUGCGUUUCUUUAUCGAUGAUCCACGUGGCCGUAUUGACUGGAUUCCGGAUCUCUUAUUCAACUCAUCGGAACCAUGGCUGAUAGAUGACUUCUCGUCACUACAAAUAUGUCUCAUAGGCACCUUAGCCCAUGUAGACGCAGUCUUUCGUAAUCGGCUAAAAAGAGAAUUGGCUAGCUACCGUUCACCGGCUUCAUUAGGUCGAACACCUUUUGCGGACAAUCUGUUUGAAAUUACCUUCGGUACAGCUUCCAUCGAAAGCCACUUUCGUACAUUAGAUGAGUAUCAGCGGAUUAGACUUUUGUUACUGUUAUGCAGAACAGGCUCAAUUUCGAUGAUGAAAAUGUUGAUCGACCUUGGGGUUGAUGUCAAUGGAGGUAACGGGCGGAAGAACUUACUGGGAUCUGCUGCAGCAGCCGAGAACAUGGAAAUUGUUUGUAUGCUCCUUGAAGCCGGUGCGAAUGGCUCUUUAGCCUUCAAGACCUUCCUGGAUGAAAGCGCGCAUCUCUCCGAUGCACUGUUCAGGCGACUUCUUGGAAUGCUAGUGGAAAAUGCUCGGCCGGCAUCAUUUGAGCCGGUGGAAGACCCUUUGCUUAGUAUCUUAGCAUCGCGCAGGGCGCUCCAUUUCUACCCUCAGGCGCCAGAGAUCCUUCUCAACCGAAAAGUGUUUAGUGACAUAGGUUUCGGAGGAGGAACCAUCAAACAAGCAAAUUACAUGUAUCGUGCUAUCUCAGGAAAAAGAUCUUCCACGGUCGACCUUCUCCUACAGAAUGGAGCACAUGCCAACGCUCGAAUAUCACACUCCGUUGAUUGCAAUGGGGAUUGGUUCAAAUCAUGUACAUGGUUAACAUUUUCCGUAAUGUGCGGUGCGGCAUCUUGUGCUGACAUUCUCGUUCAACAUGGGGCAGAUGUCACUGCUUUGGAUGGAGCUGGCAGGUCCGCAGCCCAGUUGGCUAUGACUAACGCAUUUGCUGAACAUCCUCGCUUUCGAGAGACCUGGCGAGAUCAUUUGAGCUACAGUUGGGACCCGCCUCUGUCCGUCACAGCCGAAGAAGACGCAGAGAUUUUAGCCGUGGUGGAGCGUGCCUUCAACCUGAAAUUUCGGGGCUCGCGGAGCCUAGAAGACUGUAUUCAACUCAGCAACGAACCCACUCUUCAACCUCCCCCCCGGCAAGACGAACCUGUAUCAAUAAUUCGAAAGACGCUGGAAAAGGCUCUUGGUAUCGUUCUCACUCCAACUCAAACACAGUUCCUCUGUGACCGUCUCAGGGUUCUCUAUCUUGAUAUCAGAAAACUUUGGUCCCUGCCGUUCUACGAAGCCUUACUCAUGAGAUUGAUCUACGUCUUUUCAUACAUCAUACUUCUUGCUUUGGAGACAUUCGCGUUCAUCAAAGGGCACAAGCGCAUCCCAAUGCCAUCUAGGUCUCUCCUGUCCGCGGCCGCGGUGCUGAUGCUGGCUCUUGUCUGGGGCUCUUCGCAAAUGGGUGUCUCCUGGGGGGCAAUCACUGCUGGUUCAAAGUCUGAGACGGAUUCUUGA